Molecule: messenger RNA, 1846 nt
Organism: Choloepus didactylus (southern two-toed sloth)
Lineage: Eukaryota; Metazoa; Chordata; Mammalia; Pilosa; Megalonychidae
Gene: PCCB
Product: propionyl-CoA carboxylase subunit beta
Exons: 15
Coding region: 26-1663 (545 amino acids)
Cellular component (GO): mitochondrion
Molecular function (GO): propionyl-CoA carboxylase activity
Source: RefSeq, a predicted model, not a curated record
UUGGGGGCGCGACAGCCUAGCAAAAAUGGCGGCGGCAAUGCGGGUGUUGGUGGCCGGAACAAAGUUAAGCGCUGUAGUGAGAGUUCUCGGGAGCCUGACAGCGCGAAGCAUCGCAGUUCGCAGCCUUUGUAGUCAGCCCGUCUCCGUUAACGAGCGCAUCGAGAAAAAGCGCAACAGUGCACUGGUGGGAGGUGGCCAGCACCGUAUUGACGCGCAGCAUAAGAGGGGAAAGCUAACGGCCAGAGAGCGGAUCAGUCUCUUGCUGGACCCUGGAAGCUUUGUUGAGAGCGACAUGUUUGUGGAACAUAGAUGUGCAGAUUUUGGAAUGGCUGCUGAUAAGAAUAAGUUUCCUGGAGACAGUGUGGUCACUGGACGGGGCCGAAUCAAUGGAAGAUUGGUUUAUGUCUUCAGCCAGGAUUUUACAGUUUUCGGAGGCAGUCUGUCUGGAGCACAUGCCCAAAAGGUCUGCAAAAUUAUGGACCAGGCCAUGACAGUGGGAGCUCCAGUGAUUGGGCUGAAUGACUCUGGGGGAGCACGGAUCCAGGAGGGGGUGGAGUCCUUGGCUGGCUACGCAGACAUCUUUCUGAGGAAUGUCACAGCAUCCGGUGUCAUCCCACAGAUCUCUCUGAUCAUGGGCCCGUGUGCAGGUGGGGCUGUCUACUCCCCGGCCUUAACAGACUUCACAUUCAUGGUAAAGGACACCUCCUACCUGUUCAUCACUGGUCCAGAUGUUGUAAAGUCUGUCACCAAUGAGAAUGUUACCCAAGAGGAGCUUGGUGGUGCCAAGACCCACACCACUUUGUCAGGUGUGGCCCACAGAGCUUUUGAAAAUGAUGUUGAUGCCUUGUGUAACCUCCGGGAGUUCUUCAACUACCUGCCCCUCAGCAGUCAGGACCCUGCUCCUGUUCGUGAAUGCCAUGAUCCCAGAGACCGUCUGGUUCCUGAGCUGGACACAAUUGUCCCUUUGGAGUCUACCAAAGCGUACGACAUGUUGGACGUCAUAUACUCCGUUGUUGAUGAGCGAGAAUUUUUUGAGAUCAUGCCCAAUUAUGCCAAGAACAUCGUUGUUGGUUUUGCAAGAAUGAACGGGAGGACUGUUGGAAUUGUUGGCAACCAACCCAAGGUGGCCUCAGGAUGCUUGGAUAUUAAUUCAUCUGUAAAGGGGGCUCGUUUUGUCCGAUUCUGUGAUGCAUUCAAUAUUCCACUCAUCACUUUUGUUGAUGUCCCUGGGUUUCUACCUGGCACAGCACAGGAGUAUGGAGGAAUCAUCCGGCAUGGUGCCAAGCUGCUCUAUGCAUUUGCUGAGGCAACUGUGCCCAAGGUUACAGUCAUUACUAGGAAGGCCUAUGGAGGUGCCUAUGAUGUCAUGAGCUCCAAGCACCUUUGCGGCGACACCAACUAUGCCUGGCCCACAGCAGAGAUCGCAGUCAUGGGAGCAAAAGGUGCUGUGGAGAUUAUCUUCAAAGGGCAUGAGAAUGUGGAAGCUGCUCGGACAGAGUAUAUUGAGAAGUUUGCCAAUCCUUUUCCUGCAGCAGUGAGAGGAUUUGUGGAUGACAUCAUACAGCCUUCCUCCACUCGUGCCCGAAUCUGCUGUGACCUGGAGGUCUUGAUCAGCAAGAAGGUGCAGCGUCCUUGGAGGAAACAUGCAAAUAUUCCACUGUAAACAAAUCAGUGGAAAAUGAACCAAGAGCAGAAUUACUGCCUGGUUUUUUACACCCCAUCCCUGUCUUUUGCAAGAAAUCUAAAUACCAGUAAUAACUUGGAAUAAUUAAGUUUAUUAAAUUUUAGAAAAUGUUUGAUGCUUUACUGUAAAAUAAUUAUGCUUUAUUAAAAUACUUAAUUGGUA